GACAAGGCGUCGACGACGAACGGACAGGACACCUGUUUUUUCACUUGAAACGCGUCAUUUCGGAAUGUCGACCGAGGUUUUUCAUUUUGGAAAAUGUCAAGGGGCUGCUGAGCAUCGAUGAGGGAUCCCUGAUACAAGAUAUCAAGCGGUUGUUGGAAGCACUGGACUAUGAGGUCUCCUAUGAAGUGGUAGAUGCAGCGAUGUUAUUGCCGCAGCGAC
Molecule: messenger RNA, 219 nt
Organism: Amoebophrya sp. A25
Lineage: Eukaryota; Dinophyceae; Syndiniales; Amoebophryaceae
Source: the annotation of a GenBank genome assembly